AUGGCAGGGAAGACUUCCCCCCCCAAAAGCGCCCGGAGGCGUGGAGGGGGGAAACUGUCGCGGUUGAGUGUUGGAUGCCCAAACCUUAAGGGUCCCAUUGAGGAUCCUCCCAGUAUCCUGGCAUCCAGCCUGAUUGUUCCCAGUUCAACUAUUGCAACAAUCCGCCGUGGUUCCGACUCUGAUAAGAUAAUAAGAUCUCCAUGCGUGAAGGUUAUUGCGGCAUUACCAGGACGUUCAGAGCGAAAGGGUUCUAUCGGAAUGGAGUUUGGGCGUCGGCAGAGGAAAAUAUGUAAACCAGUCAUGGAAAAUCCUUGGCAGACAGACUGA
Molecule: messenger RNA, 327 nt
Organism: Histoplasma capsulatum G186AR
Lineage: Eukaryota; Fungi; Ascomycota; Eurotiomycetes; Onygenales; Ajellomycetaceae
Exons: 4
Coding region: 1-327 (108 amino acids)
Source: RefSeq, a predicted model, not a curated record